Molecule: messenger RNA, 468 nt
Organism: Chlorella variabilis
Lineage: Eukaryota; Viridiplantae; Chlorophyta; Trebouxiophyceae; Chlorellales; Chlorellaceae
Exons: 1
Coding region: 1-468 (155 amino acids)
Source: RefSeq, a predicted model, not a curated record
AUGCAGCAGCAGGCGGGGCAGCAGCUGCCGGCCCCACCGCCGCACGCUGCGCCCAGCCAGCAGCCAGCAGGCCAGCUUUGCCAACCCGGCACGUGGGAGGAGCGGCUGCGAGCUCGGCUGGCAGGACACAGCAGCGCUGCUGUGGAGGGACCGUUUGGCGCACCGGCAGGGAACGGUGUGGGGCCGAUGAAUGCUGCACCGGGCUCAGCAGCAGACUUUGCGGUGGCAGCCACCCUGGAGCAGCCAUCACCACAGCAGCAGCCACAGCAGCUGGAUGAUACACUGUCCCUGCUGCUGGGCUCCUUCCCUCCACCGGCAGCAGCCGCCGGCGGCAGAACCGACAGCGAUGUGCAGAUGCUGCUGAACUCCGCAGGCUCGGCAGGCGACAGCCUGCUGGGGUCGCUGCUGAGGGCGGCGGGCGGCCAGCCGGGCAUCGAUGACCUGGCAGCCAUGCUGGCAUCACUGUGA